AUGCCCAGAGCGAGCUCGGUUUCCUACUGUGCUAGAGAUGAGCUGUCUCCUGCAGCUUUUGUGGUCUUCUGGGCAGUAGUGGGGCGUGAUGACUGUCUAAUUGCUCGUUACCAAUACCUGUCACUGUGUCUCACCGUAGUGACGCUGUACGGCGUGUUCACCAACCACUACUCUGCAAAUGGCCCGUCUCGCUGUCUCCUGCUGGAGCUGCUGGACAUCAGUGUGUCCGAGCUGCUGCUGCACUCCAGCAACCAGGGCUGCUCCAUGUGGAUGAUCCAGCACUGCGCCCGAGAUGUUCUUGAAGCCCUGGCUUUCCUGCACCACAAAGGCUACGUGCACGCAGACCUCAAGCCACGCAACAUCCUGUGGAGCGCGGAGGAGGAGUGCUUUAAGCUCAUUGACUUUGGACUUAGCUUCAAAGAGGGGAAUCAGGAUGUGAAAUAUAUUCAAACAGACGGGUAUCGGGCUCCAGAGGCAGAACUGCAGAACUGCCUGGCACAGGCAGGGCUCCAGAGUGAGACGGAGUGCACCUCUGCGGUGGAUCUGUGGAGUCUGGGAAUUGUUUUACUGGAGAUGUUCUCAGGAAUGAAACUGAAACAUACAGUCCAAUCUCAGGAAUGGAAGACAAAUAGUUCUGCCAUCAUUGAUCGCAUAUUUGCCAGUGAAGGGGUGGUUAAUUCAGCCAUUCCAACUUAUCACCUCAGAGACCUUAUCAAAAGCAUGCUUCAUUGUGACCAAGGAAAGCGAGCCUCCGCUGAGAAGGCUUUAUGCAGCCCAUUCUUCAGCAUUCCCUUUGCUCCCCAUAUCGAAGAUUUGGUGAUGCUCCCCACGCCUGUGCUGAGGCUGCUCAAUGUUCUAAGUGACGCUUCUCUGCAGUGCGAAGAAGAGUAUGAAGAUAUCCUGGAAGACAUAAGGGAGGAGUGUCAGAAGUACGGACCGGUGGUUUCCUUGCUUAUUCCAAAGGAGAAUCCUGGUAAAGGCCAAGUCUUUGUUGAAUAUGCAAAUGCUGGUGAUUCCAAAGCUGCCCAAAAAAUGCUGACUGGAAAGAUUUUUGAUGGCAAGUUUGUUGUGGCUACGUUUUACCCACUGAGUGCCUAUAAGAGAGGAUAUCUGUACCAAAACUUGCUGUAGGCAGUAGCAACAAUCAGGAGAGUUGUCUUGCUCCUCUUCCUCACAUGUUUUACAGUUGAAUGUACAAAAGAGCUUCCUAGCCCUGCUUUUGAGUCAUCUGUGAAGGAGAGAUGCAAAGGACUUAACUGGGCUUUGAAACCUUUACUGCUGCUUUGUGAUGUGCAGAGGAGGCCGGGAUGGCUUUCAGCGUGUGCUCGUGUGUGUGUGUGUUGUGCUUGCUCGUUUACAUUGGGUGUGUGGCUUUGCCCCGGAGGGCGCUGGGGUGGCAGGAGGGGUGACACUGGGAGCCUGGGAGGCCGAGCAGAUCUUGGCGAGCGCUUUGAAGUGAUUUGAAAUGAGACCAUUUGAAAUCCUGGCUUCAGCACUUGACUUUGCUCUGGAGAGAGGAUUCCUUUGUGAAGCUUUCCUAUAACGCAUGUGCUCUUCUCCAGUGCUGGGGAGGAGGCGGAAGGUUUUCCUGCCUUUUGUUGAUAUCUAUGGUAAAUAUAGAACCAGAAGCCUAUCCUCUCUAAACUAGACCAAGAAGACUUUAGAGUCUUCAUGUCAUGUAGAGCAAAGGGAGGCAGUGAAAUCAGAUCUGCUGAGCCUACCCCGUUAACCCUGUCACUGCCUCGUGACCCAAGAAGAGCCAUCCGUCUGACCUGGCACAGGUGGCAUAUGCUGGGCUUAGGCAGCGAGGUGUGGGUGACACUGAACUUGCUUGUAUGCCUGGGGUGGGCAGGGACUGAGGGUGGCUAACAUGUUGUCAGAGCAGUGCCAGCCUCAGUCCCAACACAACUUGUAAGCACUUUGUAGCCUGAGGCAAUGUGGAAACCCUGUUGUGUGGAAUCAUCUUUCUAGCACGUACCCUGUGCUGGCACUGGUGCUCCCUAGCUCUAAUGCCAAAUCAUCUGUAAUACGUAAGCGUCUUUACGUGUAUUUUUGGAAAGGAGUGCUACAGCACGCAGUAUUCUUUGUGUCUCAGCAGGACUCCCCUGCCCUGCCGGUCUUCUAAAGAAAAGAACAAAUAUUUGUAUGUCGUAGGUCCCACGCUUGGCUUUUCUGUGUUGUGUGUUUUGGUUUCGCAUUGACCCAUUAGACUUGUAGAUUAGAAGCACUGACACUUUUGGUCCUUCGUAGGUUACACAAAGGGCCUGAGGCAAUCUAAGGUCCUGUAUGGAAAGGGCUUGGUCAGUCAUCAGACUUGACGUGGCUUUCCCAGUGUCAGGGGCAACAACCACGUGCUUUUGGGGGGAAAAAAAGAUCUGGGCAAGCAGCAUUGGUGCUCGCCCCAGAGCAUGUUCUCUGCUCGUGUGGCUUCAGUGCACAAUCAGAAGCUCACUCGGGCAGCUGCCAGCGUGGGGUAGGUGGUGGCUGUUUCCCAGGGCUGUGCACACCCCUACACCCAGCAGAGCCUCUGUCUGCAGCACACAACAGCCCUAAAGAUCCUGAGGGACCAGCCUAUUCUGGCUUGCAGCCCCGGUACCUCUAGUGAGGAGGAGAGCCCUCAUGAAUUCUUUUCUCCAGCUGAAAUACUUGCGGGCAGCUGCCUGAACCGUCUCUGACCUUCCCUGGCAUAAUACCUGAAUUACCUUGCAGUUUACUUUUUGUGUCUCGCUGUUGCUGGACUUGCUGGAAUCCUGCACUUAAAAGUUCCUCUUGAAUUUUGCCAUGUGUGCAGUGUGUCGGGAGGUCCAAUGUCUGUAGCAUUUCAGGAGUCUGAGUUCCUCUCUGUGCUGGUGUGGAGUCCUGUCUACUGUGGCCCUUCUCAAACUCCCCCAGAAAGGACCAAUUUCUUUAAUAUUUCUGUUGCCUUUGAGGUGGUAGGUUUUCCAGGGAAAAAAAAAAAUAAUUAAAUUCCCACAGUGAGUUUUAAGGUGUGAUUUGCUGAUCAGACUUUUUCUGGGGAUGAUGCUACUUUGGUGUACGUAGCUGUAAAGCAGCUUUGCAUAGAUGGGGUGUGUGAUUCAUGGCUUUUAAUUUAACUGUCCUUGCAGUGAAGCACCUUUAGUGUCUGGAAGGAAUGGGAUGAUUGACUGGGUGAGGGUUUUUCUUAUGUGAAGAGCAGUGUUUAAAGUACUCUUAAGUAUUGGUAGGUAUUGACUGACCUCCUCAGCUCUGUGUUGUUGCUGUCCCUGGUGGGCUGAGCCAGGGGUGAAACUGCUUUGGCUAAGAAAUUCAUGUGUGGAAUGCCAUCGUGUCAGCAGCAUUCAGCUGGCUGCCUGUGCCCCCGUCACCUGGCACGAGCAGAUCCAAGAGCUCCUGCCUUGCUGAGUGCCAGCCCACACUGGGACAUGGGGAGCUCCCUCGGGGUGCAGGGUGUGAGGUCUGUCACCUCCAGUGGUACCGAGAUGGAGAGAUGCUGGGGCACAGGUGCAGGCAUUUAAGUUCCCACAUGCAUUUCUCCAGGACUGUGAACUGCUCUGUCAUCUUUCAAGCCUGUCUCUUUCAGUCAGAAUUAUGCUUUGGAUUUGCAACUAAAGAUGGAGAGCCAUGCCAGGAUUAAUCUUAAGAGAGGAGCUACAACCUGUUCCCACAGUAUGGUAGAGCUGUUCCACCAGAGUUUGGCUGGGGUUUUGUUCAGCUGCUUUAAUAGGAGCUAAAGAAAUCUUCAAGAUGCAAACUCUUGCUACCAGAUAUUUUUUCUCCAGAUGCUCAUUGAUGAGGCUUGAGCACUGAGCUGGGCAAAACACCUAGAGCUGCUUUUUUUUAUUAUUAUUUUCAUCCUGGCAAGGGUUGAAGAUGCCGAUCUCUGUCCUGUCACUGCAUCCAGCCCAUGGCUUCCCUCUGCAGGCUGUGGGGUACAGGGAGGUUUAGAAGCUCCUCAGAGCAGAAGAGUUUUAUCAUUAUUCCUCACCCUCUGCCUUCAAAGCCUUUUACUAUCAACCUGAAGCUCACUCUGGUGUCUGCAGUGAUCUACUGAUGGCUUGGCCUAAGUUUCAGCCCUGCUAAAACCCGUGGGUUUCUUAAUUCUGGCUUGUAUCUAAGUGUUGUGUGGUGAUUCAGUCCAAGGCGUCUGUGGCAGUGUGUGCCUGGAUGGGCCUGGCUCUCCUUAUCUCCAAAUUACUGCCUGCUUGAGUUGCAGAAGCGUUGAGGCUUUCUACUUGGAUGCUCACUGGGUUUCUCCGUUUGUGCUGCUUGACACAACUUCUUCCUAAUAGCACUGACCUACGUAUGGUCCUCGGUGGGUGACACCUAGAUGUGAAAACUCACAGGCUGCCUUUGAGGGAGGGAUCUGCUUUGAGGAGGGGAAAGGGAUGAAAGAUGAAGCCUCUGGAGACAGCCAGGGAAGGCUGGCCCUGCUCUGGUGGGAUGCCAGGGCAGGCAUCCCGCCCUUCUCCCCAGGAGGAGGCACUCCAAGGGGCUGCAUCCCUUUGGAGAACGUGUGUGAAGAGGGAACACGGUGUCUCUCAGCCAGUCCUUGGUGGUGGUUGGGUUUUGUAGCUGUUCUGACAGAAAGUGUCACUGCCAGCCGGAGAAUAGCUGUCCUUCCUCUGCCACCAGUGUCUGUGUGGGAGCGAUGAGGGAAAGUUCUUUGCACUUCCACCUAUUUAUCAUAUGCAAGGAGGGUAGAUGUUUUUUAAAUCCCUUGUGGCCGAAGCACAAGUCAGCUCUGAUGUUAGCUGUAGUCCUGAUUUUAGUCCCGCUGGUCUCCAGCCUCCUGACGGCGCAGCCCCAGCGCCCCAUCGCACCCAGGCCGUCUCUCCAGAGCAUCCCCUCCUCUUCCUCCCGCCGUGCUGGGUCUGUAACCACGUGCCUCCCGUGGGGUUAGAUGUCAACUCCUGUAUCCCGUCACGCACCGUUGCUGAGCAGAUGUGUGCUUGAUACAGACGAUUAAUAAACGAUGCUUCAGUACGA
This is a messenger RNA of Calidris pugnax (ruff), 4968 nucleotides long. RefSeq names its product U2AF homology motif (UHM) kinase 1 (gene UHMK1). Lineage: Eukaryota; Metazoa; Chordata; Aves; Charadriiformes; Scolopacidae. Gene Ontology annotation, cellular component: neuronal ribonucleoprotein granule; nucleus. Gene Ontology annotation, biological process: positive regulation of translational initiation; regulation of protein export from nucleus; peptidyl-serine phosphorylation. The transcript has 8 exons. Gene Ontology annotation, molecular function: ATP binding; protein serine/threonine kinase activity; RNA binding. The record is from RefSeq and is a predicted model, not a curated record. Bases 1 to 1131 code for a protein of 376 amino acids.